AUGUCCAAUACAAAUCCCUCCAAUUCGGCCUUUGUGCCCGUUUUACCCUCACAUCGGAAUCCAUUGAGGGCGCCUGGCUCCCUCUAUGGCAGCAUGAUGGACGGCGAUCCCAAUAAGGACCCUAAGCGGGGUUCAAAUUUUGAAAUUAUGGCCAUGAUGGCCGAUAAACGUAAAGAGUUAGCUUUAAGAGAGGCGGCGGUGGCAGCAGCCAUGUUAAUGCCCCGACCAGGACAAGGUCCACCGCCAGGUGUACCAGGUUCGGUAAUGUAUCCUCCACCAUAUCUGGCUGGUCCAGGACCAUCUCCAACGGGAGCUGGCAGUUUUACAUUCCCCUCGGGUGCUGCUGCUCUGUUUCCACCCGGCCUGCCGCCUUCAAUGCAUGCUGGCCUGGAUCGGCGUCUGCUGAGAGCACCUGGACGUGCCUCGAGACCCAAAAAACAAUUCAUUUGUAAAUUUUGUAAUCGUCAAUUUACAAAGUCAUAUAAUUUGUUGAUACACGAACGCACCCAUACCGAUGAGCGGCCAUAUUCGUGUGAUAUAUGCGGCAAGGCUUUUAGGCGUCAAGACCAUUUGAGGGAUCAUAGAUACAUACAUUCCAAGGAAAAACCAUUCAAGUGUACCGAAUGCGGCAAGGGUUUCUGUCAAUCCCGCACACUGGCCGUCCACAAAAUUUUGCACAUGGAAGAGUCCCCACACAAAUGCCCUGUGUGUAGUCGCAGCUUUAAUCAGAGAUCGAAUUUGAAGACCCAUCUUCUAACCCACACCGAUCACAAGCCUUACGAAUGUAACUCCUGUGGCAAGGUGUUCCGACGUAAUUGCGAUCUACGACGUCAUACCCUCACCCAUGCUGUAGGUGAUGUACCCGGUGAAUAUGUUGAUGUGGUGGAGGAAGAAGAUGACAAUGGCCGCAAUUUAAGUGGUGACGAAGAGGAUUCUCUCCUGGAGGUGGAUUCACCUCGCAACUCACCCAUACAACGUCACGGCUCGCCGACCCAUGAUUUGGAUCAAGAUCACGAUGAGGAUGAUGAGUUGGAGGGGGAUCAACGCAUUUCCAUGGCGGAACGUUUAUCGCUGAAGCGCAAGGCACAAUUCGAUCGCGAAGCUUUGGAAGAUGAUUCUGAUGAUGAGCUGGCCGAAGAAAACGAAGACGAAGAGGAAGAUGUCAGUGAAAAAGAUCCGAAAGCAAAUAAUGUCAAACAAGAGGUGAUGGAAAAGGCCCAACGUAAAUCGGAAGAUGUGGUCGAUGGCCACAAUCAAUAUCAAGGGGUUACCCACUGUCAUCAUGAGGGUGGUACCCAAUACACAAUGAGGCCAAGCCAUGAGUUCCAACGUAAUGGUGAAGAAUCGGGUCUUAGUAAUCCAACGGGCCUCAAUCCACCACCACCGGAUUAUUUAAUGGCCAGCACCUCGGCUGGUAUGUCCGGAUAUAUGACAGGUACUCCUCUCACGGGGCAUGAUGGCAAUGACCCUUAUAUGCCCUUGCUGCAUGUACGCAGAGAUCUCCACAGCACCAAACCGGGUAUAAUGGCCCAUGGACCCACCGAUCUUAAAGUGCAAAUACAACCAAAUGGCAUACCACCAGGUGGCGCCACGUUACAGGGUGUCAUUAUGGACAAUGGAUCCAAGAGUCUGGGAACUCAACCACCGCAACAAACAGCGACGGCAUCGCCAUCCCAACCACCAUCUGCACCAUUACAUUCCCCUCACGAAGCAGUGCCAUCAUUCCUCGGAUCCAUACCCAUACGCAAAAGGGCUCUCGGCAUGGAAUUUGAACACAUGCAUGCCCAUGCCUUGGCCCAACGGCCACCACCGCCACCAUUUGCUUCGGCUGGUAAUAUGUAUGCCCUAAAUAUGUCUCGACCGCAUUUACAUGCCCUGCAAAGUGCAGCUGCUGCCGCCUCAGCUUUAAAAUUAACACCCAACACAGUUCCACCUACUCACUUAGGACCACCGCCGCCUCCACCGGGUAUGACCAAUAAACCAGGUCCCUAUCUGCCCACCAAUUAUCACAUACAAGUUGGCACCGGACCCGAAAAGGCAAUGGGGCCGAGUUUAUCAGAAUCCUAUAUGCAGCAACAUAUGAAUCGUAAUCUGCCCAUGGAAGGUAAUUCAUCAACAGCCAAUCAUGCGACAUCUGUGAAUUCCUCCUCCAACAGUUCUGCAGCUUCAUUAUCCUCACCAGUAGCGUCGACAGCAGGGACAUCUGCAGCAGCAUCAUCGUCGUCGUCCUCAUCAUCAUCAUCGGCAUCCUCAUCGGCACAUAGAAGUCAACAAUCGACAAUAGCGGAUCCUUCAAAUCAGGCUUCUGCUGCUCCACCACCACCCCCGGCUCCUGCUCCAGUGAAACGUACUACAGGUUUCAGCAUUGAAGAUAUAAUGAGACGCUAA
Messenger RNA from Musca vetustissima, 2388 nucleotides. RefSeq names its product protein bowel (gene bowl). The coding region runs from base 1 to 2388 and encodes 795 amino acids. Gene Ontology annotation, biological process: embryonic pattern specification; embryonic hindgut morphogenesis; regulation of transcription by RNA polymerase II. The transcript has 2 exons. Gene Ontology annotation, molecular function: DNA-binding transcription factor activity, RNA polymerase II-specific; RNA polymerase II transcription regulatory region sequence-specific DNA binding. NCBI's taxonomy places the organism in Eukaryota, Metazoa, Arthropoda, Insecta, Diptera, Muscidae. The record is from RefSeq and is a predicted model, not a curated record. Gene Ontology annotation, cellular component: nucleus.